Molecule: messenger RNA, 3654 nt
Organism: Amphiprion ocellaris (clown anemonefish)
Lineage: Eukaryota; Metazoa; Chordata; Actinopteri; Pomacentridae
Gene: porb
Product: P450 (cytochrome) oxidoreductase b
Exons: 16
Coding region: 147-2183 (678 amino acids)
Biological process (GO): response to hormone
Cellular component (GO): cytosol
Molecular function (GO): NADPH-hemoprotein reductase activity; flavin adenine dinucleotide binding; FMN binding
Source: RefSeq, a predicted model, not a curated record
GGGAGGUGUUUUUGGCCAUGGAAGUGGAAGAGUCCUCCCCCGUCGCUUAGAUGGAGUUGGUACGGUCCUUCAUGGCGUAAAGUUUCCUUCCGCGUCGAGCACAGUGUGUGAGCCUGACACAAAGAGGAGAGGAGAAGAGCGGCAACAUGGCAGACAUGGACCCUGCGACAACAACCCAAACAGAGUCCAUGAUGGAGGAAGAGGCGUCUCUUUUCAGCAGCCUUGACAUCAUCCUCGUCACCCUAUUGGCUGGCGUUGUCCUUUAUUUUGUCAUGAACCGCAAGAAACCUGAGCCCAUCCCCGAAUUCAAGAAGCUUGAUACGCCAGCACCCACCACACGAGAGACGAGUUUCAUCGAGAAAAUGAAGAAAACUGGAAAGAACAUCAUUGUGUUCUACGGCUCCCAGACGGGCACAGGAGAAGAAUUUGCAAACAGACUUUCCAAAGACGCUCAGCGCUAUGGCAUGAAAGGAAUGGCUGCUGAUCCAGAGGAGUAUGAAAUGGGGGAGCUGUCCCGUCUGUCUGAGAUUCCCAACUCACUCGCCAUAUUUUGCAUGGCCACCUAUGGUGAAGGAGACCCAACAGAUAAUGCCCAGGACUUCUAUGACUGGCUGCAGGAAAAUGAUGAUGAAGACCUCUCUGGGCUAAACUACACUGUAUUUGCUUUGGGCAAUAAGACAUACGAACACUACAAUGCAAUGGGAAAAUAUGUGGAUAAAAGACUGGAAGAGCUGGGAGCCAAACGCAUCUUUGAUCUUGGUUUGGGAGAUGAUGACGGCAAUCUGGAAGAGGACUUUGUUUCAUGGAGAGAGCAGUUCUGGCCAGCCGUCUGUGAGCACUUUGGAGUGGAAGCCUUAGGAGAUGAGUCAAGCAUUCGGCAGUACGUGGUGAAGGAACACACCGACAUCAACAUGAACAAAGUGUACACAGGAGAGAUUGGCCGCCUGCAGAGUUUUGAGGUCCAGAAGCCGCCCUUUGAUGCAAAGAACCCUUUCCUGGCUCCAGUCACUGUUAACCGCAGGCUGAACAAAGCUGGUGAUAGACAUCUUAUGCAUCUGGAGCUCGACAUAACCGGCUCCAAGAUCAGAUAUGAGUCAGGAGACCACGUUGCUGUUUUCCCCACGAACGACUCUGCACUGGUGAACAAGUUGGGACAGCUUCUUGGAGUGGACCUUGAUGUGGUUAUCUCUCUUAACAACCUUGAUGAGGAGUCCAACAAGAAGCAUCCUUUCCCCUGCCCCACCACCUACCGCACAGCCCUCACUCACUACCUGGACAUCACCCAGUCUCCUCGCACCAACGUCCUCUAUGAGCUGGCACAGUACGCCUCCGACCCCAAAGACCAGGAAAAUAUGCGCAAGAUGGCGUCCUCCUCCCCCGAGGGCAAGGCACUCUACCAGAGCUGGGUGUUAGACUCCUGCAGAAGCAUCAUCCAUAUCCUAGAAGACAUGCCCUCUCUGAAGCCUCCUAUUGACCAUCUGUGUGAGUUGUUGCCUCGUCUCCAGGCUCGCUAUUAUUCCAUCGCUUCCUCCUCGAAGGUUCACCCCAAUAGCAUCCACAUUUGUGCAGUAGUUGUGGAGUACGAGACCAAGACCGGCCGCACCAACAAGGGGGUUGCAACCAACUGGUUGAAAAACAAGCUGGUCACUGACAACGGCCACAAGUCCACCGUUCCAAUGUACAUCCGCAAAUCUCAGUUCCGCCUUCCCUUCAAAGCCACCAACCCAGUGAUCAUGAUCGGACCUGGCACUGGAAUUGCUCCUUUCAUGGGCUUCAUCCAGGAGAGAGGCUGGCUCAAACAGCAAGGAAAGGAGGUUGGAGAGACAGUGAUGUAUUUCGGCUGCAGACAUAAGAAUGAGGAUUAUCUCUACCAGGAGGAGCUGGAGGAAGCAGAGAAGACCGGAGUGUUGACACAGCUUAAUGUCGCCUUCUCCAGAGACCAGGAGCACAAGGUGUACGUGCAGCAUCACCUGAAGAAAAACAAGGAGAACAUCUGGAAGCUGGUUAACUCAGAAAAUGCUCAUAUCUACAUCUGCGGGGAUGCAAGGAACAUGGCUAAGGAUGUGCAGGCGGCUUUCUAUGAGAUCACAGAAGAGCUAGGAGGCAUGACGCGCACCCAGGCCACAGAUUAUGUCAAGAAACUGAUGACCAAGGGACGCUACUCACAAGAUGUGUGGAGUUAAAGAGCCUCAUACCUAGCCUCACUAUUUACUACUAAGAUGGUAGUUUUAAAGUUUCUGUUUUUGUUGUUUGUCUUGUUCAGAACUGAAUUUAAAAACAUUAGAUACUUGUUCAUACUCACCCUGGUUCAUAUGAGCUACAGGUAGCAGAAUAUCAUGAGGCCAACUCUACCUCAAAACCAUUCCGUAGUUUCAACCUCUAUUUCCUGCUUCCAUUUUUACCUUGAUGUGUCUCCUGACGUCCUCGUUUGACACGCAAACAGUUACCCACAGAGACCGUAAAGAGUCAGAAUGAAUGAAUUGGUGUAACUGGGUGUUUGACUGCAACUCUGGGCGCUCAGAUAUCAUGAGUAGAAAUCCUCGAAAUUCAUUCAUCAUGAACUCUUACUUCAAACACGAACGACAGGAUGUGAAUGCAGCAAAGAGUCAUCUUGAUUUUGAUUAGAUACGUUUGAUUAGAUACAGGUUGUAGAUGUAACACUAUAAAGGAUAAUAUACCUGCAUCUUUUGUGUCAGUGAAGAAAAGGAGAGUUGCAUGUUGCUGCUGCAGUAUGAACAGUCAGGAUUGUGACAUGAAAAGGUGCUGACUUUAGUUUCGCUCUGAGCUGAUCUCGUAAUGCUUUUGAAAGUACAUAAAGUAUAUAAAAUAUUUUUAAAACUGUAAAAAUUCUGUGAGGAAAAUGUUUGGUGUAAGAAACUGAUAUCAUAGGUACAAUUGUAUGUUUACCUUUGUAUUUUGAGAAGGGAGUUUGCCUUUUAUGCAUUAGUUGCUGUUCGUUUUAAUCGGUAACGGUAACCUUUUGAGAGGCACAAAAGUGAUGCAAAGGAGACGAGCAUACAUAGAAAACAUGAGAUUCUGUGCAUUAUAUCUUUAUUAAUAGCCUGCCUGUAAACUUAAUUAAAAGGAAUUUCUUUUAGUAAUGUUGGUCUGUAAAAUUGAAGUGUUGGACUUGAAACCAGAUCUGGCCUCCCAAAAUGACUCUCGUUUAUUUUAUAUGCAUUCAAAAGCAGAGGGUUGUCUGGUUUUUUAUGUGGCAACGACAACCAUCUCUGGCUGAUUUUUCUGUUUUAUUGUCUCAUUUUACCCGGCCACAUACGCACCACUACACAGAGAAGAUGAGCAGACAUAUCUGAACGUUUUUUGUUUCCAGCAUCUGUCAGCCAGUGAUCAGCCCAGUAUUUUUGUAAGAAUAUGGAGAGUUUGAGGAGGUCGGCCAACCACUUAAAGUGCAGCCCGUGCCUUUUUAACACUGCCUUAUGUAUGAAGUUAGCAUUUAAACCCUGAUGCUUCACUGUCUUUUUAAUACUGUAUUUUUUUCUUCUAUGCUUACAUUUUGAUAGCAAGUCAAAUUCAUCUGAGACACUUUAUCCAGCGCUGUCACUUUUUGUUAUUCCACUUUUUAAUGUAAUUAUUUGAUUGUAUGGAGGCAUGCUUUUUUUUAAUGAAUAAAAUUGGAAUAAUUUGUCAGGUUGA